AGGUAGAAAAAAAAAGCCACACACACCAAAACCUCCAGUCCGACAGAAGCCCUCUACACACCACGCUGUUAGAGAUCAAGCAGAGGAACCACAGAAAUCACAUUAAAGAUGGAGGACAUAGACGCCAUGUUUAGUGAACUGCUGGGGGAGAUCGACACCCUAACACAGAGUUUAGAGGUGGAAAUUGAACCCCCAGAGCCAAACCUUGAACCUCCAGGUUUGAAAGCAUCCUCUACCUCAGUCUUCGUCUCCCUGAACAACCUAGCAGACAAUGAUCUGGAUUCCCUCAUGGCCGACCUGGUUGCUGACCUAGGCCUGGUGGAGGAUGAAUUGACAGCAGAUAAAGGAACCCUCGUGCCACCACAAGAGAGACCACCCUGUCCUGCCUCGCCGUCUCUGGGCAACGUCAAGCCCUCAGAGUCUCCCCUUCCUCAGCUUUCCAAGCCAUCGCUGCUGGAAGAGACUGAAGCAAAGGAUAAGGCUGAUAAAAUUAAGCUCGCGCUGGAGAAGCUGAAGGAAGCCAAAAUUAGAAAGCUGGUCAUUAAGGUGGUCAUGAAUGAUGGCAGCUCCAAGGCGCUGAUGGUGGACGAGAAGCAGGCGGUCCGCGACGUGCUGGACAGCCUGUUCGAGAAAACGCACUGUCAGGCCAGCGUCGACUGGACCCUGUAUGAGACUAACCCUAUUCUGCAGAUUGAAAGAGUUUUAGAAGAUCAUGAAUUCCUGGUGGAGGGUCUGUCUGCGUGGACGCGAGACAGUGAGAACAAAAUUCUUUUUCUUGAGAGACCGGAUAAAUAUGCUGUCUUCAAAGAUCCCCAGAACUUCUAUCUUUGGAAAAAGAGCAAACAGAUUUUAAAAGAUGCGAACCAGAAAGAAAAGGACGUCCUCCUAAUGGAAAAUUUCAGUGGGCCUUCUGUCAUUGUGCCCGACCUUGAAGGUAUCCUCUACUUAAAAGAAGACGGCAAGAAGUCUUGGAAACGGCGCUACUUCCUUCUAAGGGCUUCUGGAAUUUACUACGUGCCAAAAGGAAAGACCAAGACGUCGUGUGACCUGGCGAGCUUCAUACAGUUUGACAACGUGAAUGUCUAUUACGGUAUGGACUACAAAAACAAGCACAAGGCUCCCACUGACUUCUGCUUUGUCCUCAAGCAUCCCCAGAUCCAGAAAGACUCCAACUACAUCAAGUACCUCUGCUGUGAGGACAAGUCCUCACUUGAUUUAUGGGUGACCUCCAUUCGCGUUGCAAAAUAUGGAGUGACACUGUUCGACAACCACAAGGCUGCCCUCAGUAGAACGACAUCCUCCUAUAGCAGCUGGACAAACCGGGCCACCUCCAACCAAUCAGCACAGCCCAGAAGCCCAAACGUUGCUGGUAAAGCUAAUGGAGCAGCUCCCCAGACUGCCCCCCCGCCAAAGCCUGUCACCACACGCUUCAAUGAACCCUCAAAAAAGGGUGACGGCAAUUGGAAGGAAGUUUUGAUUUGCCCCCCCCCACCUGCCACAGAAGACAUCUUGCCCUCCCCAGCACCAACCGAUCCUACUCUACCUCCCCCCCCUUCUCCUCCUGCCCACUGUUUCACGGACACCUCAUACAGGCAGCUAUCGGACAGCAUGCUGCCCCCUGCAGCUUUGGAUGAUCUCGACCCGCCUCCAGAUUUUAUCCCGCUCCCCCCUCCAGUGCAUGUGCUGAACUCAGCGGCACGUGAUCCCAGAGCCAGAUCUGUGGCUGGCCGGGGAAAAGUACCCCCCAACCCCCCCAAAAGAACCACGCCUGUUGGAGCACUGUCUACCAGUAAUGGCAAUGUGAUGUAAAGAGCAGUCAAAGGCCAUGCAAAGGGAAACAAGCCAGCAAUUCAAUUAAACAACCAUUAUCAGCUGACUGCCAUUUUAAUGAUCCUCUGCCAGAAUAUGGCAAUUUAUGAAUCAUAACUGCACAAAACAUGUGCAGCAAAUGAUGAUAAAUGUCAUGAAGUAUGUCUAUAUAUAAAUGCACAUACCUUUCCAUUUUAUAGCUGAAUGUAAUCAUUUGUAAUGCAUUAUAUUUUAAAUGAUUAUAUAUACAGUGUAUAUACAGUAUAGUGAUGUUUCUAUUAAGAAGAGGUAAAUUGACAAUAUAAUAGGAAUGAUGCCAUUAAUAUAUCUUAGGAUUUGCAAUGAGACCAUAUUCAAUCUCUACAUUAACUUCCAUCAAUCCAUUCAUUUUCCAAACCGCUUAUCCUACUGGGUCGCGGGGGGUCCGGAGCCUAUCCCGGAAGCAAUGGGCACGAGGCAGGGAACAACCCAGGAUGGGGGGCCAGCCCAUCGCAGGGCACACUCACACACCAGUCACUCUCACAUGCAUUCCUACGGGCAAUUUAGCAAGUCCAAUUAGCCUCAGCAUGUUUUUGGACUGUGGGGGGAAACCGGAGUACCCGGAGGAAACUCCACGACGACAUGAGGCGGCGACUCGAACCCGGGUCCCAGAGGUGUGAGGCAACAGUGCUAACCACUGAACCACCAUGGCAUUAACUUAAUUUUCAAAAUGCUACAUUAAACUUGUAUGUGUUACUUGAAUUAUGGAAUAAAGAACUUAUUUAGCUGUGUCUUUACAAA
Molecule: messenger RNA, 2589 nt
Organism: Brienomyrus brachyistius
Lineage: Eukaryota; Metazoa; Chordata; Actinopteri; Osteoglossiformes; Mormyridae
Product: amyloid beta A4 precursor protein-binding family B member 1-interacting protein-like
Exons: 14
Coding region: 109-1809 (566 amino acids)
Biological process (GO): signal transduction
Cellular component (GO): plasma membrane; cytosol
Source: RefSeq, a predicted model, not a curated record